AUGAAGGCGUGGAUCUUCUUUCUGCUUUGCCUGGCCGGCAGGGCCUUGGCAGCCCCUCAGCAGCAGGAAGCCCUGCCUGAUGAGACAGAGGUGGUGGAGGAAACAGUGGCUGAGGUGUCCGAGGUCCCCGUGGGAAUCAACCCCGUCCAGGUGGAAGUAGGAGAAUUUGAGGAAGGUGCUGAGGAAGCUGAGGAGGAGGUGGUGGCUGAAAACCCCUGCCAGAAUCACCACUGCAAGCACGGCAAGGUGUGUGAGCUGGACGAGAGCAACACCCCCAUGUGCGUGUGCCAGGACCCCACCAGCUGCCCCGCCCCCAUUGGCGAGUUUGAAAAGGUGUGCAGCAACGACAACAAGACCUUCGACUCUUCCUGCCACUUCUUUGCCACCAAGUGCACCCUGGAGGGCACCAAGAAGGGCCACAAACUCCACCUGGACUACAUUGGACCCUGCAAAUACAUCGCCCCCUGCCUGGACUCUGAGCUGACCGAAUUCCCCCUGCGCAUGCGGGACUGGCUCAAGAAUGUCCUGGUCACACUGUACGAGAGGGACGAGGACAACAACCUCCUGACCGAGAAGCAGAAGCUGCGGGUGAAGAAGAUCCACGAGAAUGAGAAGCGCCUGGAGGCUGGAGACCACCCCGUGGAGCUGCUGGCCCGGGACUUCGAGAAGAACUACAACAUGUACAUCUUCCCUGUGCACUGGCAGUUUGGCCAGCUGGACCAGCACCCCAUUGACGGGUACCUGUCCCACACCGAGCUGGCCCCGCUGCGUGCACCCCUCAUCCCCAUGGAGCACUGCACCACCCGCUUUUUCGAGACCUGUGACCUGGACAACGACAAGUACAUCGCUCUGGACGAGUGGGCCCGCUGCUUCGGCAUCAAGGAGAAGGAUAUCGACAAGGAUCUGGUGAUCUAA
Messenger RNA from Pipistrellus nathusii (Nathusius's pipistrelle), 915 nucleotides. Lineage: Eukaryota; Metazoa; Chordata; Mammalia; Chiroptera; Vespertilionidae. The record is from the annotation of a GenBank genome assembly.